AUGCGUUUCAUCACUCUUGCCUACCUUGCCCCCUGCGCCAUCGCCGCCGGAGCCGGCAUCGUCGAGCGAGAUGCUUCCGUCAUCAAGUCGGCCAUCGAGGAGAUCGGAGCCAAGAUGAACGCCUACGACACGGCCAUCGACAACUACACCGGCGGCAACACCUCGGCCAUCAUCGCCACCGUCGAGGAUCUGGACGUGACGCUCGAGGAGGCCGUCAAGAAGGUGGUCGCCAGCAAUGUCCUGACCCAGGAAGAGGCCCUCUCCCUCAAGGGCAUAUUCACGCCCGUCUACACCAAGGGCAAGGAGAUCGAGGGCGAGCUCCUCACCGACAGGGCCAAGAUCGCCGCCAUGGGCCGAUGCAAGCAAGUCCUCCAGCGCGUCACCGACCUGCACACCAACAUGGUCGCCUUGGGCAAGGCCAUCAUCAGCAAGCUCCCGGCCGAGGACCAAGCAGCGGCCCAGGCGGCCGCCGCUAGCCAGACGCCCCUCUUCGAGAAGUCCAUGGACGACUUCUCCGCCGCCAACUGCGUCGACCAGAUUGCUUCCACCUCGACCUAUGCGAGCAACGGCACCGCCAGCGCCACCCAAACGACGGCCGCCAGCACCCACCACGCUUCCACCGUCGUCGCCGCCGGCUCCGCCCUCGUCGCACCGGUCGGCGCUCUCGCCGUCGCCAUCUUUGCCAUGCUGCUGUAA
Messenger RNA from Drechmeria coniospora, 696 nucleotides. RefSeq lists its product as uncharacterized. The record is from RefSeq and is a predicted model, not a curated record. Gene Ontology annotation, cellular component: extracellular region. The transcript has a single exon. Lineage: Eukaryota; Fungi; Ascomycota; Sordariomycetes; Hypocreales; Ophiocordycipitaceae. The coding region runs from base 1 to 696 and encodes 231 amino acids.